GAACUCUUAGAAAGGCAGGGCAUAAACCUGAUAUCAGUGUGAAGUAUCUCUUCUUAAACACGGCCGAGUGACAGAAAGGAGGAAGAAGGAAAAGGUAAGUGAGAGAGAAGAGGGAGAAGGAGUAGGGGAAGAGGGUGGAGUUACGAAAACACACACAAGGUGUAACAUAGGCAAACAGAGGGCUGCGCACUGAUCCCCUGAGCUUGACAAAUCACCUGAGAAAAAUAAGACAAUUAAGAUCUGAGCAGCGCGGCUGAACCAGGACAACACAUUCAGCUGGGAGGAUGUAAGAAAAGUGUCUGACUGUGAGAAGGAGAAAAACAUGAGCCUGGAAUACAAGGAUUACUCAUUUCAUUUGGGGAUAUAAGACACAUCUAAAGAAGCUGAGGAUGUCUUCAUUAUCACAGGCAGACUCGCUUUGCUCGCAUGGAGAUACAAUCUGUGAGAUCCGUGUUUACGAGCAGGAGGUGAUCAUUGUGCCCAUCUUGCUGCUGACUAUCUUCCUGGUCACUGUGGUUUUUAUUUUCCUGCUGCACUUUUGUCCAGAGAAAGUCGAUCGCAUCCGUCCGCAGGGCUCAAAGUCGACUCCCAGGAGAGUGCUGCAUGGCAUCGAUGCUCCACCAGGUAUCAAUGUCAUGGAGCAUGAAAGUAUCGCUCUGGAUGUGCCCAGUUCCUACUCCACCUUCAACCCCCCGAGCAAUUACCUCUCCAAAAACCUCACCGUGGCUAUGGACAAACCCUUUCUUCCACUCCCGCCCAACCCCCCACCUCAGCCCUACAAGCCCAGUUUCACUCCCAUCGCCCAGCCCAGAGAGUUGCCCCGCCAGAGGCUUCCCGAGUCCUUCAACCUGGUCACUCCUCUGACCGUGGCCUUCUCCCUGCGCUCCGACUCCUCCGUGUCCCUCUACAGGGCCCGGAUGGAAGACAGGAACGUGGUGCUGAGAGUCCUAAAUGACUCUGCUGAUGCCACAGAGAGACACAACUUCCUGGGCUUUGCGUCCUUCCUCUCCCAACUGGGACCCCACCCCUUCCUGCCGGAGCUUCUCGGUGUGGUCUCACUUCGAGCUCCACUGGUUACAGUUGUGGAGGAGAUGGAGAACAGAGACCUGCUCAGCUACCUGUGGCGAUGCAGACAGGAACAUGCAGAUCCUCCAUGUGAGAUGACUGAGAGACGAAUAUUUACCAUGGCUACUCAGGUGGCCUCAGCUCUGGAGUUCCUUCACAGCAAAGAUCUACUCCACGGACAAAUUCGUGCCCGCAGCGUUCUGGUCACCAAGGAUAUCACAGCCAAGCUUUGGGGCCUGCAUGGCGUCUACACAAGGAAGAACCAGGGAGAAACUAAGAAAGAGGACUCCAGCAUGAAGAAAUGGCACGCACCAGAGCUGUUAGCUCGGAGAACAGCCGGGCCGAGCAGCGACAUCUGGUCACUUGGCAUCUUACUGUAUGAGAUGGCUACAUUGGGUGAAGCUCCAUUUGCCGAAAUCUCAGUUAAUGAGCUUCUGCAGUUUCAUCAACGAGGGAAAAGUCUGAAAAAACCUUCAGGAUGUUCCAACGCACUACACUCCAUCAUUAAGGCGUGUUGCCAGUGGAAGGAACAAGAGCGACCCACCCUGGCUGAGGUGAGCCGUAAGCUGGCCUCAGGAGAGAAAAGUGCCUCGGACAAAGUCCUCAAGGCGUCUGGGACAGUAAACAUUGAGCAGUACCUGCAGGAGGCAGGAUACGGGGAAACCAACAGCUACACUGUUUUCUGAUCAUAACUUGUGCCAGCAAAUUAAAUUGCACUAUUCUCCCCGAUGGUACCCCACUGGUGCACUUCUACAGAAUAAUACAUUUCCGGUGGUCAAGAGGUCUUGAAAGCUAUUAUUCUAUAUAUUCUCGUACUACUGGUUUACAGAGGAAACAAAAAAGGGUAUGCUAAAUAAGUUGUUUUCUUUUGGGAACCAUUCAUUUUCUUUUAAGUAAGACCUCAUGUGUGUCUUCAUCUGUCGAGGGAAUAAAGAGAUGUAAACUUGAUUGAUGUACGGCCGCUUCAGCCUAAACUUCUACUGGUGUAUGAGUUUAUAGAUCUCGUUUGUUACUUAAAGCCAAUGUAUUUUAAGAGAUGUAAUAUCAUUUAGCACAUGUGGACAUUAAGGGCACAUAAUGUAUAUUACACUCACUGUCUUCUCUUAACGCUUAAGUCAUGUGAACCUCUACGAGCAAGAUAUAAGCUCAAAAAUGUUUACAAAUAUCAAAUGUGAAUAAAAUAAUAUAAGUC
Molecule: messenger RNA, 2257 nt
Organism: Trematomus bernacchii (emerald rockcod)
Lineage: Eukaryota; Metazoa; Chordata; Actinopteri; Perciformes; Nototheniidae
Gene: styk1b
Product: serine/threonine/tyrosine kinase 1b
Exons: 10
Coding region: 390-1751 (453 amino acids)
Biological process (GO): positive regulation of kinase activity; cell surface receptor protein tyrosine kinase signaling pathway; protein phosphorylation
Cellular component (GO): signaling receptor complex
Molecular function (GO): transmembrane receptor protein tyrosine kinase activity; ATP binding
Source: RefSeq, a predicted model, not a curated record